This is a messenger RNA of Galeopterus variegatus (Sunda flying lemur), 321 nucleotides long. Its product is annotated as chromosome unknown open reading frame, human C12orf79. The annotation marks the transcript as partial. The transcript has a single exon. The record is from RefSeq and is a predicted model, not a curated record. Lineage: Eukaryota; Metazoa; Chordata; Mammalia; Dermoptera; Cynocephalidae.
UUCCCGAAUUCUGCUGUGACUCAUCUGGCAAGUGGACAUAGAUGCCAGAACCUCUGCUUCUUCCUUUGCGGGCCUGCCUGGUUGAGGGUGCGAAGCACGCCGCUCUUGCCACCUGCCCCAUCGGUGCCUCAGUGUCACAAGGAGGGUGGCCAAUUCUGCACUCACAGAGGAAAACCUGUGGGUUCCUUGGGGCCACCACCUAUAGUAAAACUGCUGGAAAAAAGAAUCCCUGCAGACUGUUUUGUGAUUCAUUUCUUCCCCUUUCACAUGUACCCCGUAGGUCGACAAACUGUAUCCCAUUUGGAGAACUCAGAUAAAUAG